Messenger RNA from Prorocentrum cordatum, 350 nucleotides. Lineage: Eukaryota; Dinophyceae; Prorocentrales; Prorocentraceae. The record is from the annotation of a GenBank genome assembly.
GCGAGGGCCGCGACAGCCGCCGCGGGCAGCAACAUGCCGCCGGUGGAGGGGCAGCCGAAGGGCAGGCAGCCGGGCACCAUCAGCGAGUGGAACCCGCGCGGCUUCGGCUUCGCCACCUUCGAGGAUGGCACGCGGGCGUACGUGCACAACUCGCAAUGCGGGGGCGAGCAUCUCGCUGUGGGAACCGCCAUCCCAGGGCGCCUUGCCCCGACCCGAGGACGCCGGGCAAGUGGCAGGCGAUGAACAUCGUGAGCGGCGAGGUGGACGUGACCCUGCAGGGCGGGUUCGAAUACGGCACGGCGCUGGGCUCCUUCAUGGGCGCGGACGGGCAGGCCGCCGGCCGGCCCGCU